Cloeon dipterum is the source of this 567-nucleotide messenger RNA. RefSeq names its product carbonic anhydrase 2-like. Gene Ontology annotation, molecular function: zinc ion binding; carbonate dehydratase activity. Lineage: Eukaryota; Metazoa; Arthropoda; Insecta; Ephemeroptera; Baetidae. The record is from RefSeq and is a predicted model, not a curated record. The transcript is spliced from 4 exons. The annotation marks the transcript as partial.
ACGGUGGACCCCUUCCGCCUGGAUCGCCAUUAUGAUCUAGUGCAAGCACACUUCCACUGGGGACCAACAAACGCGCAAGGAUCUGAGCAUGCUCAAUUUGGAAACUAUGGGCCCUUAGAAAUGCACUUUGUUCACAAGAAUAGCAUCUACGCCGACCUAGAAGCAGCAAUUUUACAAACCGAUGGUCUUGCUGUGUUUGGAGUUAUUUUUGCGCUGCAAAAUUCUGACAAUCCAAAACUUGACAAAAUCGUUAACCAAUUGACCAGCAUACCUAAUCCAAGUUCGAGCGCAGCUACGCUUGACUCCGACGCAAUGGUCUGGCUCGACGAUGUUUUGUCCACAUUCAGAUACUACAACUAUCCAGGCUCUUUGACCACACAUGACUGCAAUGAAGUCGUUAACUGGAUAGUCAUGCAUAAGACCAUCGGUAUAUCCGCAGCUCAGGUGCAGAAAUUUAGAACAUUGCUGAAUACAGAUAACGUUCCCAUCCCUGAAGCAAGGCGCGAUGUGCAAAAUUUAAACGACAGGGUGAUUAUGUGCGCCCGCGGUAGCCUUAAGGCUCCAUGA